This is a messenger RNA of Fundulus heteroclitus (mummichog), 828 nucleotides long. It is a transcript of the gene anapc16, whose product is annotated as anaphase promoting complex subunit 16. NCBI's taxonomy places the organism in Eukaryota, Metazoa, Chordata, Actinopteri, Cyprinodontiformes, Fundulidae. Gene Ontology annotation, biological process: protein ubiquitination. The coding region runs from base 160 to 486 and encodes 108 amino acids. Gene Ontology annotation, cellular component: cytosol; kinetochore; anaphase-promoting complex. The record is from RefSeq and is a predicted model, not a curated record. The transcript has 4 exons.
CAGAGACGAAACAUCCGGAUUGUUCUGAUAUCUUAAAAAAAAAAAGUGCCACUGUCGUUUUGUCGUAAAUUACUGACGCCGGCUAAACAACAAACACCAGAGUAAACUACGUAGGAUCAAAGCCGAACCACCUGGGAAUCUACGUUUCCCGGGAGGCAAAUGGCUGCGUCUUCAUCAUCCUCCUCGGCGGGAGGCGUAAGCGGCAGCUCGGUCACAGGCUCUGGGUUCAGCGCUUCAGAGCUCAUCCCCCCCAGGAAAGUUCUCUUCACGUAUCCUAAAGGCGCAGGAGAAAUGAUGGAAGACGGCUCUGACCGAUUUUUAUGCGAGUCUGUGUUCAGCUACCAAGUUGCCUCCACUUUAAAGCAGGUUAAGCAAGAUCAACAAGCCUCCCGAAUGGAGAAGCUGGCGAGCCUCGUGGAGGAGCUAGAAGCAGACGAGUGGCGCUACAAACCCAUAGAGCAGCUGCUGGGAUUCACGCCGUCCUGAAUAAAGACAUCCACAUGCCUUUUUUGGAGGAAGAACAAAGAAUGAAGACGAAGAGAAAUGUUUUCUUCUAUCUCAUAGAAGAUAGAAGAAAACAUUUCUGUGAGGGUUAACACUGUAACAUAAAACUAAAAGUUAUUUUCACAUUUUGGACAUAAGAUGUUUUUGUUUAAUUAUUAUUAUUUUUUACCCUUUUUGAGUUUGUUUUUGCAAUGAUAUGUAUCAGCUGAACUAAAAUCCCUGUCAGCUCAAGUCUUAUAACUACUUGAUUUGCAACAGUAAUAUUCGUACUAUUAGAAGUUUCAUAUCAUUUAGGCUAAUAAAGCUGAAUCUUGAGAUGCUUAA